Molecule: messenger RNA, 626 nt
Organism: Melampsora larici-populina 98AG31
Lineage: Eukaryota; Fungi; Basidiomycota; Pucciniomycetes; Pucciniales; Melampsoraceae
Exons: 1
Coding region: 81-584 (167 amino acids)
Source: RefSeq, a predicted model, not a curated record
AUCUAGUUCGUUUCUGGGACAGCUCUGGGGGAUGUCAUGAAGGUCCGCCUUGUCUAGAGAGUCUCACAAUCCGCGAUUGUAUGCGUCUUCCGUCAGCAGGGAUGCCUCGGUUUUUGCGUUCUUGGGCACCUCACCUCACUUCUCUAGAACUCCGAAUUUUUGAAGAUCCUUUCGGCAUUUUGCAAGAGGACAUUUCCAAGUUGAAACCCAAGUUCAAUAAAUUUUCAUUCCCGGCUUUAACUCAUUUAGACAUAUGGCCUCAUUCCAAAUCUCACUAUAUCCACUGCUUUUCAGAGUGCAAAGAGCUUUGUCAAAUCGCGUUUCAUUACUUUUGGAGCAUUGACUAUGACAAUGAAGGGUCAGAUGUCUCAGAUUUCAUGCCAGCUGAUUCAUUGGAAGGACUAUCUGAAUUUUCCGAAUUUAUCACCGAGAAUGAUUUUCCUGAGCUCAGAUGGAUAGAUCUACCUGUAAACCCCGGAGUCUUUCCACUUGAUUCAACUUCAUCUUCCAUAUUGUUGUCAUUGGACGAAUUCUGCAAGUCUAAGGGAAUAGAAUUACUUUUUCCAUGUUACAGUAGCUCAUGAGACUUUCUGCAAUUUAGAUUAGCAAUCAAUCCAAUUCUUCGC